CUUUCCGGGGAUGCCGCUUCCGAAUAAGUGCCACCUAUAAUCAUCUAAAAUUAUCUGAUGACUCGAUGUCUAAUAAUAGAAUGCAAAGAAGUAAGUACUCGGCUGUAGCAAUUGUGUAGUAUCGGUGUUUAAGGCAAAAUAUUUCUAAUUAUUUGCAUCAGCACACAAAUAAUCACGAUAAUAUUUUUCUUUAACAUCAAAGAUUUAAAAUAAAAGAAUAUUUAUCAGUACAGUGCAAAGAGAAUACGUAGUUUUGUAAACAACAUGUUGCAAUGGGGUUCCAUACAGAAGUUCACGGGCUGUGAUAUCGGUAAAAAUGCAAAAUAAUUCCUAGAACAGAACUGACAAUACACGGUGGAUUUCACAUUUUGUUAAUCAGAUCGUUUAUUAAAACAUUUACCUAAAAUACGAUUACGUGAUUAAACUGAUGAAUUUUUCUUAAAAUAUAACUUGCAACAUUAUAUGCAGCUUUACCCGCGUAGUAAUACACUAUUUACAAAGGAAAGCGUGGGUCGGCAUUUUGUAAACACAGCGCAACGACAUCAAGAUUGAAGCAAAGAAGGCGGGACUAAUUCACACUUGACUUCACAGCUCAGGAUGGCUCAGAAGACCAUUUCCGAGUUAGAAGAAUUACCAAGCAGUAGGCCAACACCUAUUUCUGUGAGCCUAAUGGCCAAAGUCAUAAAAAUUGGCCAUGUAGCAAAGUUCAAAACCAGUAAUGGGGAAGAAGCUGAGAUGAUAAACUUCAGUUUAGCAGACAAGUCUGGUGCAAUCCUUGCCACCUGCACAGACACAAGUAAAGAUAGAAUGAUCAAAGAGGGAAAAACUCUUCACAUCAGAUAAUUUAUCCUCAAGAACGGCAGAGUGGCAAUGUCCCAUAAAACCAAAGUCUUGGCAAAACCUAACAUGGACAUUCCAGUUGACAUAUUACAAAAAGCAGAACACCUCAUUCUCCCUCCAUCACCUAUCAAAAAAGUAGAAGAGAUUUUAGCAUCUCCACUAAGAUCAAUCACAACCGUACAGGGACAGCUGUCAAAGAUUGAAUCUACUAAAACUGUGAAAGUGAAUGGAACUGACACAGUUAUCAGAACAAUUAGUAUAGAAGAAAAUGGGAAAAAAAUCGAUGUCACACUUUGGCGAGAAAUGGCGGAGGAAGACUUGAAAAUUGGGCAAUAUUUGUCCAUUUCACACUGCAUGCUUAAUGAAUGGCAGCUACACAGAAGUCUGAACACAACACGUAAUUCAAAGAUUCAGAUAAUUCAACCACUAACAACAACAGUGAGAGGAAACAUCGACUCCAUAACACUCAAUGACAUUGCAGUGGAAAUUGCCCUGAAAGAAGAUUCCAAAGAAGAAUAUAAGGACUUCUCUGUUGACUUGGCUAUCAUCAGAAGUGUAUUCCCAGAUAUUCUUCAAGUAAGAGUUGAAGACCUGGAGAACUACCUCCUUCAGAAACUACCAAUUCUAGUUGAACUAAUUGUUCAAGGAUCGAAUGUACAAAACAUGCACCUGAUUGAACGACCAGCUGGAUGUAUGGACUAUGAUGCUGAACAGUAAAGAACCUACAAUUAUAACUCAACACAUUCUCAGACUGAAAAUGUAACUGAAAUAUUCUGUCAUGACCAUGUACACAUAGUAAGGUAGUGUUGAUUAAUUUGGGGGAAAAACAUUUGAUCCUGUCCUUUUGUUUUGGAUUUUCUGGUUGUUUGUAUCAAAAUUUUGAUUUACAUUCACAAUGUCUCAUACUUUAAAUAUGCUUAAAUAUUCAACAUAUAUUGCAUAUAUGUUGCAUAUAUUGAUAUGCAAGUCAUGCAGCUGUAUUUUGGAUGGUUAGUUAUGUAUUGUAAAAAAUGCAACUGUAUUUUGUACGGGUACUUAUAUUUCGGAUUUUCUGGAUUUUUGCAUUAGAAUUUUUCAUUAAUCCUAAGAUGACCCAUACUGUAAAUAUGAUGGAAAUAUUUUUCCACGAGAGAUAUAGAAAUGCUGUUGGAUUUGUAAAUCAUGCAACUUUAUUUUGUACAAAUAUGUAGUUCUAUAUUGUAACUCAAUCAACUGUAUUUUGUAUCGGUACUUUUGUUUUGGAUUUUCUGGGUGUUUGCAUCAAGAUUUUUGUUAACUCUCACAAUGACUCCUACUGUAUAUAUGGGUGAACUAUUUAGCCAUGAGAAUGUACAAGUAUAUAAAGUAAUGUUUGUUUUGAGAGUUAUGCAACUGCAUUUUGUACGGGUAGUUUUGUUUUGUAAGUCAUGCAAGUGUAUUUUAUACCAACAGUCUUGUUUUAGAUUUUCUUGAUGUUUUAGUUAACCCUCACAAUGACUCUUACUCUAAUUGUGUUUGAUAUGUUCUGCCAUGAUUAUGUACAAGUAAAUAUAGUAAUGUUGUUUGAUAUCUAUGUCAUACAAAUGUAUUUUGUACAAGUAGUUUUGUAUUGUAAUAAUUGCAACUGUAUUUUGUACCUGUACUUUUGUUUUGAAUUUUCUAAAUGUUUGCAUGAAGAUUUUGAUUAACCCUCACAAUAACUCAAACUAUAAAUGUGCUUGAAAUAUUCAGCCAUGAGUAUGUAAACAUAAAUAUAGUAAAGUUAAUUGAUUUGUAAGUCAUGCAACUGUAUGUUUCACAUGUAGUUUUGUGUUGUAAAAUAUGCAAAAGUAUUUUGUACCGGUAGUUUUAUUUUGGAUUCUCUGAAGGAUGCAGUAAAAAAUGCAACUGUACUUUGUACCUGUACUUUUGUUCUUGAUUUUCUGAAUGUUUGCAUCAAUAUUUUGAUUAACCUUCACAAUAACUCAAACUGUACCGGUAAAUAAGCUUGAAAUAUUCUUCCGUGAGUAUGUAAUCAAAAAUAUAGAAAAGUAAAUUGAUUUGUAAGUCAUUCAGUUGUAUUUUUUACAGGUAGUUCUGUUUUGUAAGUUAGGCAACUGUAUUUUGAAUAGUUAGUUUUGUUUUGUUAGUCCUGCAACUGUAUUUUAUAUCAGCAAUCUUGUUUUGAAUUUCUUGAUGUUUGCACAGGUAUUUUUUACGGGUAGUUUUGUUUUGUAAGUUAAGCAACUGUAUUAUGAAUAGUUAGUUUUGUUUUGUUACUCCUGCAACUGUAUUUUAUAUCAGCAAUCUCGUUUUGAAUUUCUUGAUGUUUGCAUCAAGAUUUAUUAACCCUGACAAUGACUUGUACUGUAAAUAUGCUUGAAAUAUACUGCCAUGAGUGUGUACAAGUAAAUAAAGUAAUGCUGUAUGAUUUGAAAAGCAAUCUACUCUUAAUUUUCAACAGAUUUCCCUGUGUAGUUUUCAUUUUUUAUUUACUUUCGAAAUUCCAUUGGGCUUUAAAACAUGUACUUAAAAUCCCUUAACAAAGGCAAACACUAUUAUUGUAUCUGGAAUAUUUUGACAUUAAUAUGUACAUGUUGUGUAACAUUUUUUUUAGUUUAUAUAGUAGUUAAUUUGCUAUAGUCUUUAAGUUUUUUUGCAUGUAAGUGAUGUACAUAUUUCAGUCUUUAAGUAGUCAGUGGAUCUGCAAAUCAUUUGUGUAGAUUUCAUUGAGACUUCUCUUUCUUGGGUUCAUGUUCAUUUUGGUUUGUCACAUUUUUGAUGUACAUAAACUGCAGUAAUAUAUUCAAAAACGCAAAUCACAGUUACCAUUCAUUCCAAAAUUUACUUUAUACCAUUUUAUCGAAAUGACACCCGUAAUCUUUAUUAAAUUUUGUUAACGUACAAAACUUAAUACAGUAUGCCUAUUCAUUUUCUAUGCAUUUCAAUUAAAAACUGUGUCAAACUACAUUGUCUGAUUCUUUGUUGUUGUUUUUUUUUGUACUGAAGUUCGAAAACACAUAACCAGCAAGCAGUCAUAAUUAAUGUAAAUCAUAUACAUGUAUACGACUAUUUGACGGAUGAAUCUAUGCCUGGCAGCAAUUUUAUACUCAUCUUACAGAUUUCACAUCUGAACUUGCUGUAUCUAUAAAAUAUUUCUUAAGCUUUACAUAUAAAAUUAGUUUCCAUCCAAGAUUAGC
Magallana angulata is the source of this 3998-nucleotide messenger RNA. RefSeq lists its product as uncharacterized. The record is from RefSeq and is a predicted model, not a curated record. The transcript has 4 exons. Bases 871 to 1557 code for a protein of 228 amino acids. NCBI's taxonomy places the organism in Eukaryota, Metazoa, Mollusca, Bivalvia, Ostreida, Ostreidae.